AUGGAGAACCUCACCUACAACAGUCCCACCCUGCAGCUGGAGGGCUUGAAGGUUGCAGAUUACUCAGUGCACUUUAUCUUUUUCCUGUUUCUGUUUUCCUACGUCAUAUUUAUGAUUAUGAAUCUGGGUAUUUUAAUAAUCAUUGUCUUUGAAAAGAAGCUUCAUCAGCCCAUGUAUCUGCUGUUUGUCAACCUGACGGUCAGCGACAUCAUUGGAAGUACUCAUAUUUUACCCCGUUUGCUGUCAGACAUCUUGCUGCCUCCGUCUGAACGUCUCAUCAGUUAUUAUGAAUGCGUGGUUCAGGCUUUCAUUACACACAUGUUUGGCACCACUUCCCACACGGUGCUCAUGGCCAUGGCCUUCGACAGAUACGUGGCCAUCUGCCGCCCCCUGUUCUACAGCACAGUGAUGACCAGCAGGAUGGUAGUAAAGCUGAUAGCGCUGUCCUGGGGCGUGCCGAUGGUGCUGGUUGGGAUUCUGCUGGGUCUGACUGUGAGGCUCAACCGAUGCAGGACCCUCAUCGCCAACCCUUUCUGUGACAACGCCUCGCUUUUCAAGCUGUCCUGCGAGAGUGUGGUCAUUAAUAAUGUCUAUGGUCUGACAUUCACUGUGCUGCUGUAUGUAGCGUCUAUUGGCUGCAUCGUUCUCACCUAUGGGAGCAUCACAGCCGUCUGUCUGGCCACCAAGAACAAAUCUUUGAACAGUAAAGCAUUUAAGACUUGCAGCACACAUCUGGUGGUUUAUCUUAUUAUGUCUCUCAGUGGCUUUACGAUUAUUGUUCUCCAUCGGUAUCCCCAAUAUUCAGACUACAGAAAACUCUCAGCCAUCUUGUUCGUCCUUGUCCCAGGCAGCCUCAACCCCAUCAUUUAUGGUUUACAGUCCCAGGAGAUACGGCACUUUUUAUAUGAGCUUUUUAUUUGUAGAAAAUGUUUCCCGUCACGUGAAAGUAAAUCUUUGAUUAAAGCUGUUCAAAAAGGUUGA
This is a messenger RNA of Gambusia affinis (western mosquitofish), 981 nucleotides long. RefSeq names its product olfactory receptor 52K1-like. The record is from RefSeq and is a predicted model, not a curated record. NCBI's taxonomy places the organism in Eukaryota, Metazoa, Chordata, Actinopteri, Cyprinodontiformes, Poeciliidae. Gene Ontology annotation, molecular function: G protein-coupled receptor activity; olfactory receptor activity. The transcript has a single exon. Gene Ontology annotation, cellular component: membrane. Bases 1 to 981 code for a protein of 326 amino acids. Gene Ontology annotation, biological process: G protein-coupled receptor signaling pathway.